This is a messenger RNA of Bolinopsis microptera, 756 nucleotides long. Its product is annotated as esterase C25G4.2-like. Gene Ontology annotation, biological process: response to retinoic acid. The record is from RefSeq and is a predicted model, not a curated record. Lineage: Eukaryota; Metazoa; Ctenophora; Tentaculata; Lobata; Bolinopsidae. Gene Ontology annotation, cellular component: nucleus; cytoplasm. The transcript has 5 exons. Gene Ontology annotation, molecular function: hydrolase activity. Bases 1 to 669 code for a protein of 222 amino acids.
AUGAACAGAAAAUUGAAGAUAUUGUGUCUACACGGGUACAGACAAAGUGAGAUCAGUUUCAGAGAAAAAACUGGAGGUCUCAGAAAAGCUUUAAAGUCUCUCGCUGAAUUUGAGUUUAUCAGGGCUCCUAACGCAGUACACGAGGAGGAAAAAAGUUACAGCUGGUUCUACUCCAACCCUGCUACCCACAACAUUCAGACUUACAAUUGCUUAGAUGAGAGCACUGAGGAUCCUGGUUUUGAUGAGAGUGUAGCAUUCAUAUUGGAUCAUAUCUCUAAGAAUGUAAGAAACUUUUAUCACAAGAAUUACCGAUGUAUAAUGUCGUUCAGCCAAGGAGCAUGCCUCACAUCUAUCUUGUGCUCGAUGAAACGUACGGAAUCGUCCCUCUCUGAUCUGUCCUUCGUUAUGAUGUUCAACGGGUUCAGAUCAAGAAUAACAAAACAUGACAAGUAUUACACUGAUAUUAUAGAAACUGUGAGCAGUUUGCACGUGUAUGGGCAGACUGAUGAAGUGAUUCCGCUUGAUAUGAGCGAGAAACUGGUGGCAUGUUUUCAGGAUCCCGUGACUUUCAUACACCCAGGAGGUCAUUUCGUUCCCUCUUCGGCACCGGUUCGGAACUUCUGUAAGGAGUUUCUCCUCAACCAGCUCAAAUUGAAGCACUCUUCUUAGUAGUUGAUACACGUUGUAUACCACUUUUCGGCUGCCGCGCGCGAUCAGAAGAGGUAUACAACGCGUGCAUCAACUUUAAGUCGGUAG